Molecule: messenger RNA, 1976 nt
Organism: Trifolium pratense (red clover)
Lineage: Eukaryota; Viridiplantae; Streptophyta; Magnoliopsida; Fabales; Fabaceae
Exons: 15
Coding region: 997-1416 (139 amino acids)
Source: RefSeq, a predicted model, not a curated record
UUAACUACACAAAAAGACCACAGCUAAAUGGAAAUUUUUGACAAAUGUCAAUCACACAUCCAAUCUGCACAAUUCCUAGCUGGAAGAUUUUGAAUUUUUUUGCUUCUUUUGGCCAUGAUUUUGAAUUUUCUUUCCCUCUCAUUCAUCACUUAGCUUGCUGGGCCAUAAACAUAUGUCCAGUCCAACAAGGCCCAACCAAGCCCGGUCCGGUUUGUUGAAAAGAAACAAAAAAACGCAUGCGGGCAAAACAGGACAGUGGAAGAGCAUCAUAAGUCGUUUUCAUUGUUUCAGAAUGCAGAACUCCUCUUCUUCUUUUGGCUAUGAAAUUUGAAACAAUUCUCACAACCAAAAAGUUUCAAUCACUCCUCCAUGCAACAUCUUCUUCUCACAGUUUCACGCCAUCCCUUUCAUUGCAGAGUUUUGUAUCCCUUCCAAAAACCUCUCUCUUUGGUUUCAAAUUUCAAAUUCUCCUCUUUAGUUCCAUCUUCCACACACUCUGUCUCUCUAUCUCUCACUAUCUUCCUAUCUAUCGAAAUUUCCUUCCAAUUCCAUUUCUAAAAACACCAAAACCUAUGGUAGGAGGAAGAAGAUGACCGAGAUUCAUUUAGAUUGACAUAAAUAGAUCUUCUGUGUAUGUUUUUAGGUGUUUUUCGAAAAAAAGAACCUAUGAGUGGCCAUGAAGUUGUUCUCAAGAUGAUUCAUAUGUUGACAUCUAUAUCAGUACAAUCGAACUGGACUUUGUAAGCAUUCACAUCCACCACUUAACCUUUGUAAUGCUUGAUUUUGGGUUUGAACUAAAAGGCAACAAGAAUGUAUUGGGGGAGUUUCACAGUGGCUUUAUGAACAAUAGAGAAAGAACUGGUUCUACUAACCAAAAUUAAUUCAAGGUUUUUCAUUUUACUUGAGAAGAGACUUUUGGUUGUGGAAAAAGGCCUUGCUACACCGCCGCUACAAAUAUCAGCUACAACUGCAGAAGUGAGAGAUGAUGGAGUUUGAAUGGUCACAUUUAGAGGUAAAUUAUGUGAAGGAUCAUGCUUGAAUGGUCACUUUCUUUCUCAGCUUUGUAACAGAUUUACAAACCCAGCAACGACAAAGAUCGAUGAAGAUUUGGAAUUAAGGUAUCCUCAUAAAGGAAUGUUCAAAGAGCUUCUAAAAAAUGAAGGUUCACAAAAUUACGGUUUGAUUGUAAUUCAAUUUUAUCAGAAAAUUUGGGUUUGUUUUGAUUAUCAGAAAAUGGAAUAUAGUGUUUCAGAAAUCAAUUAUCAGAGAUUGUUGUUCAUGAAUUUGAAGAAAAAUGUUGUCUUCUCGAUCGAAUCCUUCGACCUGUUUCAAGAUCCAUCCCGCAGUUAUUGUGAGUGUUUUGCUUGCUGCCGGUGUUUACUGCAUAGAGCCCUGCUCCUGUCAGGAAUGCAAUAACAAAAUAGUGUCAUGAUGUUUGUCAAGUCACAUAUUAUUGGAGUGCUCAUUUGCUUAAAGGAGAAAAGAGAACAAGUUUGUUUGAAUGUCCCCUGUUUCAGUAGGGCAGACUUCGCUUCUUUCUAUAAGAUGAGAAUCCAUCAAAUUUUCUGAUGUUAGCGAGGAAGAAUAUAUAUUGGAAAGUUAGUGCAAGGAUGAGGAAAUAGACAAAUGAAAAAGUAAGUGGAAGUGAGGAUGAGAACAAAGUAAUUGAAAGGAUUAGUUUUCUUUGGAUGUAGCUAAGUCGCUUCCAAUUUUGAAACUAGAGGAAUUCACUAUAUCAUAAAUUAAACUUAAUAAAAUCUGUUUAUGAUCCAUUAAGUUUAGGCAUAUACAUGAUACUUCAUAGUUGAUUUGGUGUUAGUGUUGUGGCUACUCGACAUAAGUGUGCUCUCCUUUGUUAUAAGGAUCAGGUGUAUUUAUUCCAUACUUUUAAAUUAUAACCUGCAUUGGCUUAAAAUGACACAAGUCAUUAGAUUGCUUUAAUUUAUUCUAUUUUGUGAGGUUUUGACUCUGAUUCA